CCGCAGUCGUCUCGCUGCCCGGACCCUAGGCCAAGGCCAAACGGAGCAUCAGAAUGCAAGUCGAAACUGAGACCCCUGGCCUCCAUGACCCGACGCUUGGACUUCAGGGUGUGCAACUGUAGGGGCCGUGGGAAUCGAGAGCCCCUCCGAGCCGGCAUUGUGCCAAGCCUGGACUGGUAGCUCCCUUAUGGCGUCCGCGCCUUUUUACUGCGCGCUUCCACCUGUGUGCACGCACACACGCCGCCCUGCGAAGACGCUUAUGUAGAGCCCAGAGGAUCGAUCCCAUGCUUUCUACUCUACUCAGGUUCAGUGCAAUUCCAACGAAAGCUUGCUUGGUCCCAGGCCGCCGCGAGAACCCCCUCCCCCGGAGCCAUCCUACAGUGACCCAAGGAGGCCCACACAGGUGCCCGGGCCACACACCUUGCGUCUUGAAGGGCAAUACAUACUGGCCCAAUCCACAUGCCUUCAUGUCUUUCUUCACUUUGCUGUACACAGAAGACCCAGAACUGGGGCCAGCUGUAUAAGACGAGGUGGAAAAUAGAAAAUGUUUGCACUUCUCUCUUGGAUUUCUCACUCAAUGCUGGAUGGACUUAAGGAGACAGAAGCCCAGAAGUUGCCUGUGUGAUUUAAAAGAGGACACCUCUAGUACCAGCCUCCAGAACCUGCAAAGAGCUUCCAUUUCCACUGCACAUACUUUUUAAAAUGGGAGCUGACUGAUAUGGUGGUAUGGGUGACGGGAGCUUCAAGUGGCAUUGGUGAGGAGCUGGCUUACCAGCUGUCUAAACUAGGUGUUUCUCUUGUGCUAUCUGCCAGAAGAGAACCUGAACUGGAGAGGGUGAAAAGAAAAUGCCUUGAGAAUGGAAAUUUAAAAGAAAAAGAUGUACUUGUUUUGCCCCUUGACUUGACUGACACAAGUUCCCAUGAAGAAGCUACUAAAACUGUUCUUCAGAAGUUUGGUAAAAUCGACAUUUUGGUCAACAAUGGGGGAAGAUCUCAGCGUUCCUUGUGUGCAGACACCAGCCUGGAUGUCUUCAAAGAGCUAAUAGGGAUUAAUUACUUAGGAACAGUGUCCUUGACUAAGUGUGUUCUGCCUCACAUGAUUGAGAGGAAGCAAGGAAAGAUCAUUACUGUGAAUAGCCUUAUGGGUAUCAUAUCUGCACCCCUUUCCAGUGGAUAUUGUGGUAGCAAACAUGCUCUCCGGGGUUUUUUUAAUGCCCUCCGAGCUGAGCUAGCCUCAUACCCAGGUAUAGUAAUUUCUAACAUCUGCCCAGGACCUGUGCAAUCAAACAUUGUGAAGAAUUCUUUCACUGAAGAAGUCACAAAGAUAGUGCACAAUGAUGGAGACCAGACCUACAAGAUGGCAACCAGUCGUUGUGUGAGACUGAUGUUAAUCAGCAUGGCCAAUGAUUUGAAAGAAGUUUGGAUCUCAGAUCAUCCUUAUUUGUUUUUUGUGUAUCUGUGGCAAUAUGCACCAACCUGGGCCUGGUGGAUAACUGGGAAAGUAGGGAAGAAAAGGAUUGAGAACUUUAAAAGUGGUGUGGAUGCUGAUUCCUCUUUUCUUAAAGGCUGGAAGACAAAACAUGAAUGAAGGAAUACUUGCAUCUUUCAAGCCACUGGAGGGAGAAGUGGAAAAUAUGAGCAAUCCUCUUAUACGUAGAAAACUAGUAAUAGAUAAAACUUUCACUAUAUAAUAAAUGAUAAAUAAAAGAAUGGUGUGAAUCUUGUAAUAAAGAUAUUAACACAUGUCA
Condylura cristata (star-nosed mole) is the source of this 1748-nucleotide messenger RNA. It is a transcript of the gene DHRS7, whose product is annotated as dehydrogenase/reductase (SDR family) member 7. The coding region runs from base 719 to 1588 and encodes 289 amino acids. Lineage: Eukaryota; Metazoa; Chordata; Mammalia; Eulipotyphla; Talpidae. The transcript is spliced from 9 exons. The record is from RefSeq and is a predicted model, not a curated record. Gene Ontology annotation, molecular function: oxidoreductase activity.